CUGCGCUCGGUUCGUGAACCGACUCUCUGGAUCUCUGUGUGUUCCUGGAUCUCUCUGUUUAUCAGCGCUGGUUCAGCUCGGCCUCGUCCGGCGCCUCCGCGGGUCUCUGCGCUCGGAUCUCCGCUGAGCAGAUGUCUGAGCUGCCCCUGCUCCAGGCCGCGCCGCUCUUUCUGCUCCAGUCCGCCUGUGCAGCGCUGCGGUGAGCCGCCGCUAGAGCCGCUGGGCGCGGGGCCGCGGGCGGAGGAAGCCGCGGGGCUCCGGGGCCGUGAUGGCCGAGGACAGCGAGUGGGUGGUGGAGAGCAUCGCGGGCUACCUCGGCAGUCCGGAGUGGGUGAUCCCAGUCACUGACUUCAUGGAAAACAAGUGCUCAGUGUUUGAUGACGACGAAGAAAAUAAAUUAUCCUACACAGAAAUCCAUCAGCAAUACAAGCAACUGGUAGAGAAGCUGUUAGAAAGCUAUAUGCAAGAAGUGGGCAUUAGUGAGCAGCAGUUUUUGGAGGCAUGCUCAUCUCCCUUUGCCAAGUCAAAAACUUUGCAGACCCUGUUCCAGCCAGUGCUGGCCACAGACGACUUUCAGAUGUUCCGCUCUCUGAUGGUUCAGAAAAACGUGGAGCUCCAGCUUCAGGCCUUGCGGGUCAUAAAGGAGAGAAAUGGUGCAUUACCUGAAUGUCUGACUGACGGUUCGGAUGUAAUGAGUGAGCUGGAGCAGCAGGAGAUGCAGAUUCUGCAGGAGGUUCUCAAGCGGUCAAAGGAGGAGUAUGAGAUGGAGAUGGCUCGCAGAGAGCAGUUUGAGGAGGAGGUGGGCUCUACCUCCACAAGCUUCAAUGAGAGGCCAGUGAGAAACGGCAUUGAACCUCCAGCCCUUGCCCACAGUCCAACCCAGACAGUCAACGGCGUCAGCAAAAUGAACGGUAGUGCUUCAAAGAAAGAAGGGAAGGCAGGAGAUUUGAAGUCUGCGGUCUCUGGAAGCACUGAGAGAACUUCAGGCAAAAUAACUAUCAAACCAUCAGACAAAAGCACUGUGGAGACCAAAACCCUGCCAGCCGUCCGAGCACCAGUCAAAGGCAGUACCUCACAGCCUGUACCCAAGGAGAAGACUUCCAUCCAGGCAGCAGAGAGCUGGCUGGACGAGGCACGGAAGGAAGCUGGCAUUUCCAAACCUUUCAAAGAGUUAACGGUGGCCCAGCAGGAGCAGCUACAGCAGAGAGCAGAAUACCUGAGACAGCAGAGGGACAAACUGCAGGCCUUGAAGAAAGAGCAGAAAGCCAAACCUGUCUCUGCAGAGGAGGCGCCAGCAGCACCUGUCCCAACACCCCCCUCACAGGAGAGUGUGCUGAAAAGGCACGGGGGCAGUGCUGGUGUGAACGCCUCACAGCCUCAGAGCGUCAGCCCUGUGGCUCAGAAGGAAAUCUCUGUGGAGGAGAAGAAGAAGCUGCAGAAGAGAAAACACUUGGCAGAGAAGCUAAAAGAAGAGGUCAUCAAGAAGUAAAGUUCUGAAGCAUUCCCACCUUUAUCCUCUGGAUUGGAGAGAGUUGUACAGUAGCAGUGCUGGACUGAAUUAUAUCCACAGAUGGAUAGACUGCACUGAGCAGUUAAUCACAUUAUGAUAUAUCUUCUUUAAUAAAUGCAAUUUUGUAUAA
Messenger RNA from Astyanax mexicanus (Mexican tetra), 1640 nucleotides. It is a transcript of the gene cfap36, whose product is annotated as cilia and flagella associated protein 36. NCBI's taxonomy places the organism in Eukaryota, Metazoa, Chordata, Actinopteri, Characiformes, Acestrorhamphidae. Bases 269 to 1489 code for a protein of 406 amino acids. The record is from RefSeq and is a predicted model, not a curated record. Gene Ontology annotation, cellular component: axoneme; ciliary base. The transcript has 11 exons.